AUGUCUUCCACCUCCCCACAACCCAACGACGGCUUCAUCCCCUUCAAAACAAAAGCCUCCAAGAAGCCCCACCGCCGCCUCGAAAAAGCCCAAGCAGACCGAGCCAUCCCCGCCCUCAAAACCGGCAGCAUCCCCAACCUCAAGACCCUCGACCCAGACUCGAUCAAGCAGCUGCUCUCAGGCCCCAGGGUAACCGUCUACUGCGACGGCAAAAUCGCCCGAUCCGCCGCCCCCAAGCGCGCCCUAAUCGCCGCGAUCCCCCGCGCAAACGCCUUCUUCACCGUCAACCCACUCGCCCCCGCCAUCCACUUCGCCGGCGUCGACCGCGAGACGGGGUCCGAGAUCCUGCGGGCGCUGGAGCGCGAUCUCGGCCGGGGCGAACACAGCGUCGCGCUGCCGUUCGCCAAGUCCUUCACCCACGGCGUGCUGCUGUACCAGGCUGCGCUUGCGCUGGGACUGACCGCCUCCGCGGACCCCGUGCGCCGCUAUCUCUAUGCUACGGUGAGCAAGCGGCUGCUGGAGUACACGGAGCUUGACACUGCGCUGCUGCGGAUCGGGCCUGAGGAUGGCGUGUUCGGCCACAUCGCGAACGUCCUCGCGCAUCGGCGGUACAAGAAGAUGAUUCCGGACCCGGAGGACUUCGCGGUGUACUUGGACGGGUGGUCGGUGCUGAAGGAGAGGAUGGCGGGGAUUGAUCGGGUGAACUCUGCGGUGAGGAAGGAGCGCAGGAAGGAGUUCUUUAGGCGGCAGGGGAAGGGGGAGAAGGCGGGGGAGAAGAAGGCGCAGAAGACUGUUGUGGUUGGGCGUCGGUGUUAG
This is a messenger RNA of Trematosphaeria pertusa, 816 nucleotides long. RefSeq lists its product as uncharacterized. Lineage: Eukaryota; Fungi; Ascomycota; Dothideomycetes; Pleosporales; Trematosphaeriaceae. The transcript has a single exon. The record is from RefSeq and is a predicted model, not a curated record. Bases 1 to 816 code for a protein of 271 amino acids.